This is a messenger RNA of Prunus armeniaca (apricot), 471 nucleotides long. NCBI's taxonomy places the organism in Eukaryota, Viridiplantae, Streptophyta, Magnoliopsida, Rosales, Rosaceae. The record is from the annotation of a GenBank genome assembly.
AUGAGUGCGGAUCCAGACGGACAUUUGCAUUACAGCUUUGAAGCUGAGCUCUGCGAUGCAACGCCUGAAGUACUGGACAGGUCACCACCUAAGCCUGAAAGAACCAUUUCAGAUCAUCAUGAUCAACAAACUUCUGCACCUCUGGUGUUGGGCCCUGGCGGCAAAGCAACUUCUUCAGGCAAGAGAGCCAUUGAACUGAAUGGGACUCAAGAGGAGGGGCACGGCGACAAUCAGAAUUUGGAGUCGGAGAGUGUUGAGGAUGAUAACUUUCUCAUCCCCCUGAACAUGACCGGAGUUGAAGAUGCAACUGGAGGGACGUCGGAGGAGAAGGCAGCACCCAAGGUGAAAGCCCAGGCCGCUGCUCCGGCAACCCGGCGGAAGAGAAAGCGCGGGGAAGACCCUAAAACUUACGUACCUCUUGCCUUCCGAGAGAAGAAGUGUCAAGAGUACUACUUCUAUGAGUAUGCGUAG